AUGACUGAAACUGUCAACGUUAUAGGUGCCGGGCUAGUGGGAUGUCUCACUGCUAUCGCCCUUGCCAAAAGGAAUUUUGAAGUUGUCCUUUUCGAUUAUCGACAAGAUCCAAGGCUUGAAAGCACCAGUGAUAGAAACCUAAGAUCCAUCAAUUUGGCUAUUUCAGCCCGGGGUAUCACAUCUUUGCAGUGUGUAGACGACCAGAUUAGUCAAAGAGUGCUUAAGGACAUGAUUCCGAUGCGCGGCCGUAUGAUUCACGACUUGGCUGGAAACCAAGAAGCCCAAAAUUAUGGAUUAUUUGGCGAGUGCAUCAAUUCCAUCGAUCGAUCAGUGCUGAAUAACAGCUUGUUAGACGAAGUGGAUGGAUUCAGCAACAUAACUGUGAAAUUUGGCCACAAAUUGUCGCGGAUUCACUUUUCGCAUGGCAAACAAAACUGCAUUUUCGUAUCUGACACUCAGGAGCGGAACUCGUUCGAGGCCGAUUUCGUGGUAGGAUGCGACGGUGCUUACUCCACAACACGCUCACAGAUGCAGCGGGAAGUGCGGAUGGAUUACUCUCAAGAAUAUAUCGACUGCUGCUACAUCGAGCUGUAUAUCCCACCGGCGGAAGCCCACGACGCAGAGUUUGGCGGGCCAUUUCGCAUCUCUCCAAACCAUUUACACAUUUGGCCUCGCCACAAUUACAUGCUGAUUGCACUGGCCAACGGCGACGGUUCGUUCACCUCAACGUUCUUUGGGCCCUGGUCUUUGGUCGAGUCUUUGGACUCGAGAGAAAAGAUCCAAACUUUUUUGACCGACAAUUUCCCAGACGCUCUUGAGCUUAUGGGACCCAAGACUGCAAUUGAUGCGUUUGAGCGCAAUCCUCGCGGUGCGCUGAUGUGUGUCGAAUGCAAACCCUACCAUUUGGAUCAAGGUCGCGCUAUUAUCCUGGGCGAUGCUGCCCACUCUAUGGUCCCCUUCUACGGACAAGGCAUGAAUUGCGGGUUUGAAGACGUCAAAGUGCUUAUGCGGCUACUAGAUAAACACCAGGGGGACCGCUCCGCUGCGUUCGAGGAAUACAGUCUCAAACGACACGAGGACCUCGUAUCAAUUAUAAAGCUCGCCAAGGACAAUUACAAGGAAAUGUCUCACGGAGUGACAUCCCAGCUCUACUUGAUGCGCAAAAAACUAGACACACUACUGGGAAGAUGGCUCAAAGACAAAUGGAUCCCGCUGUACACCAUGGUAUCCUUUAAGGCAGAUAUUCCAUACCACCUGGCCAUUGUCAAGGAACAGAAACAGAAAAAAAUUCUGGCCUACGUCCAAGGAAUCAUUCUUGCAGCUGUAACUGCUGGUGGAGUGUACUCCUACACACUGCUGAGAAGAACUCUCAAAAACUAUCACCGUUGA
Messenger RNA from Lachancea sp. 'fantastica', 1389 nucleotides. The record is from the annotation of a GenBank genome assembly. NCBI's taxonomy places the organism in Eukaryota, Fungi, Ascomycota, Saccharomycetes, Saccharomycetales, Saccharomycetaceae.